AUGGCUGGAAAAGUGGAGGCUGUCACAAUCGCCGGAUCUGUGUCCCCGGGUUUUCGGUACGCUAGCCUAAACUUCAACAUGAAUGUGAAAGGGCGCGAAUUCAACCUACUCGAGGUCGGCUAUAGACACCUACUGCUUACACCUCUCUCCUCCCAAAGCUUAUGGGAGUUGCCUUCAAGAUCAACAUUUCAGAACAGCUGGGAGAAGAUAAAUCAACACGACAACAUCAUUACGAUGGAACACCACACACCAGCCAUUUUUGCUCGCAUCAAUGGCAAUGAAGUCGCCUACACCUGGACGCCCAUGAUACCACUAAUGUUGAUGAAGGAGGCGACAAGAUGGCUUUUGCAGGUUCAACUGGAUGAAAACACAGAAUUUGUUACUUCGGGUGGGCUUUCAUUGCAAGUAUCGACUUUACUCGCGACCACAAACAGACUUUCCAAAGAACGAGCUCUACAAAAUAGCUAUCUGGAACUUGACACGAGGUUUUCGUAUGAAGUUCAGUCGAAGACCGCCUUUCUGCUGCCGACCGGUCCAGUCGGCUUCCGCACAGAUGAUCGUGUGUAUGCCAGCCUCGAUGUUGGUGUCGGCAAACAUCGUUCCGAGAACCAGUUUGACUUCAUUUACCGUGGGUCAGAUUCGAAGAAGCCCAUGUUCAAAUACGCGUAA
Molecule: messenger RNA, 669 nt
Organism: Dibothriocephalus latus
Lineage: Eukaryota; Metazoa; Platyhelminthes; Cestoda; Diphyllobothriidea; Diphyllobothriidae
Source: the annotation of a GenBank genome assembly